GUCUGUCCUGCGCGUUGCUUUUGCUGCAGACUCAAGAGUGUCUUCUGCCUGCUAUUUUAAGAUAAAUAGUCAUGUCUCUGGAGGUGGAAUCCGCAGACGUGAUCCGUCUGAUUAUGCAGUACUUAAAAGAAAACAAUCUGCACCGGACUCUAGCCACCCUGCAGGAGGAGACCACAGUGUCUCUGAAUACUGUGGACAGUAUAGAGAGCUUUGUGGCUGACAUAAACAGUGGCCACUGGGAUACUGUCCUGCAAGCCAUCCAGUCCCUCAAGCUGCCAGAUAAGACCCUGAUAGACCUCUAUGAACAGGUUGUGUUGGAGUUGAUUGAGCUGAGAGAGCUGGGUGCAGCUCGUUCACUUCUCAGACAGACCGACCCCAUGAUCAUGCUUAAACAAACUCAACCCGAGAGAUACAUCCACCUGGAGAACCUGCUGGCUCGCUCCUACUUUGAUCCCAGAGAGGCGUACCCAGACGGCAGCAGUAAGGAGAAGCGGCGAGUGGCCAUCGCCCAGGCCCUGGCAGGGGAGGUCAGUGUGGUGCCACCCUCUCGUCUCAUGGCUCUGCUGGGACAGUCACUGAAGUGGCAGCAGCAUCAGGGACUCCUGCCUCCUGGUAUGACCAUUGACUUAUUCAGGGGUAAAGCUGCCGUCAAAGAUGUGGAGGAGGAGCGCUUCCCCACCCAGCUCAGCAGACACAUCAAGUUUGGACAGAAAUCUCACGUGGAGUGUUCCCGAUUCUCCCCUGAUGGUCAGUACCUGGUCACCGGCUCCGUGGACGGCUUCAUUGAGGUCUGGAACUUCACCACCGGCAAAAUCAGAAAGGAUCUGAAGUACCAGGCUCAGGAUAACUUCAUGAUGAUGGACGAUGCAGUGUUGUGUAUGUGCUUCAGUCGGGACACAGAGAUGUUGGCCACUGGAGCACAAGACGGAAAGAUCAAGGUGUGGAAGAUCCAGAGUGGUCAGUGUCUGAGGAGAUUUGAACGUGCUCACAGUAAAGGAGUAACAUGUGUCAGCUUCUGUAAAGACAGCAGCCAGCUCCUCAGCGCCUCCUUCGACCAGACAAUUAGAAUCCACGGACUGAAGUCAGGUAAAACUCUGAAGGAGUUCCGCGGUCACUCCUCAUUCGUCAACGAGGCCACUUUCACUCCAGAUGGACACCACAUCAUCAGCGCUUCCUCCGACGGUACAGUGAAGGUGUGGAACAUGAAGACCACCGAGUGCACAAACACCUUCAAACCUCUGGGCACGUCGGCAGGCACAGACAUCACUGUCAACAACGUCGCCCUGCUGCCCAAGAACCCAGAGCACUUUGUAGUGUGUAACCGCUCCAACACGGUGGUCAUCAUGAACAUGCAGGGACAGAUUGUGAGGAGUUUCAGCUCUGGUAAGAGGGAAGGUGGUGACUUUGUGUGCUGCACACUGUCGCCACGCGGCGAGUGGAUCUACUGCGUGGGUGAAGACUUUGUGCUCUACUGCUUCAGUACAGUCACAGGCAAACUGGAGAGAACGCUGACGGUCCACGAGAAGGACGUGAUCGGCAUCGCCCACCACCCCCACCAGAACCUCAUCGGCACCUACAGUGAGGACGGCCUGCUGAAGCUCUGGAAGCCUUGAGUUUUAGCCCAAACUGAGACUGAACGUUCUCACUCAGCAGCUGCUCUCCUCACUCUGGACACUGCUCUGCCCUUUGUGUUUUGUUUGUGUCAUUUUGCAGACUCAAAGGUUUGGAUGUACAUGUUGACGAUCUCUGUUGCAGUGUCAGUUUUACACAUUAAGCUGCAUGUUUCCAUUUGAAAUUGGUAGUGUGUGUAAUUAAUAAAAAAGCAGACUGUACAGGUGUUUUAGGAUGUUUUUUGUAUUAUUGAAAACAUGCAGCUGAAUGUUGACACUUUAUGGUGUUAAGAGUUUUCACAGCAGAGCCUUAUUUACCUCAACCCAUGAGAGUAAAAGUUCAUUUUUAGAUUAAUGGUCACUUCUUAAAAUAUAAUACGAAAGUUUUUUUUGUUUGUUUUUUUUUAUCGGAAAAGUGUCGUUCAAUUUCUAAAAUAUUUCAUUUUCAGUCCUUCAGUGCUUAACUUUUACACAGCUUAUGAAUUUGUAAGAGUGGGUAUCAUGUUAUUCAAGUAGGGGAUGUGAAGCAGAAACACUUGAUCAUUGCAAAUACUAUUUAACUACUCAAGAAAGGUGCCUAUAUAUUUGUCCAAAUAGUGAAAAAAAGGUCAAUUGCAGUGAUUAUUACACAUUUUCAGUUGCUUUUCAGAUAGAUAUGGUUCUGCUGUUCAACAACCCACUGACAUUUUUCAGAGCCCUCCUACAUCAGACAGGGCAGUUGUCAGAUGUUUGGGGUGAGGAGUGUAGAUACUAGACUUAUUUCUUGUUUUUGAAAAUUCCAUUUUUUGUAAAUAUAUUUUUUAAUAGCAUUUUUUUUUUUUUUUUUUCAAAAAGACCUGGUUAAAUAGUGUGUAGUUGUGUGUUGGUGUGUCUUUGUUUAAGUGAAGGUUCUCACUGCAAAAAAUAUAUUGUUUCCCUGAGUUAUUCCGUUCAAACAUGGAUGAUCUUAUUGUCAUAAACAUCUGUUUUUCCAGCAGAGAUCUCAAUGUGAAUUCCAGAAUACAAAAUAAUGCAUUUCAGUUUUAUAAGUCGUCCUGUUGUCCAUGUGGAAUACAUGUCAGAGACUUUAUUUAUAAAUCUUUUUUUUUUUUUCAUCCCCAAGACAUCUUUUGUUUUCUUGUUCCUGAAGCUAAUUUUGGAAACUUCUCAAAUCUUAAGUGCAUGAAUUACCAAUAAUUCGUACAAAUCAAAGGAUCUAUAAACUUUUUGGAUCAACAAAUAUCCCAUGUAACACCUUUUGUCUGUGCCAUUAAAGCUGUUUGACCAGAUAAGCAUCUUAAAGUCUUGUUGGUGGAGAAGCAGAAUAUUGGUAAAAAUUUAAAUUAAUCUGAUCAUGUAAGAAAUUCUGAACUUUUUAAUGUUUAAAGAAAUAAGGACACCAGAUGUCACUGUGCAACCAUCACUGAAUGUCUUUGUAAGAGUUUCAAGAAGAUCUAUGUAUCUGUCCAGAUCUUCCAGCCUUGCAUGCUGCCUUUGUGUAACAGAGAGGUUUGCAAACUCUGCUCCUCGAUGAAGAGGAGGUUUGACUGAGUUUGAUCCCUGGGUAAACCCUGUUCAGGGUCUGUUGGUGCAGUAACUGUGCAGAGAGGAGAGUCAAGUCAGCCAGAGAGAGAAAUCCCAGGGCUUUCAUUACUCCUUCAAAAUAAAAGCAUGCAUUUGUCACUUUCACCUGGGAUGUUUUCGAGUUUGAAAGUAUUAGUUACUCAAUUUAUAUCUCUGCAUUGGUUGUCACCAAGAUUUUCAAACCCAGUCUUUUUAAGUAGACAGGACAUCUAAUUAGAGGCAAAGAUAGGCUAUUUUAAGGUUAAUAUUUUCAAUUUUAAACAUGAAUCUGCCUGGAUGGUUAACCUCAGGUAUUUCCCUGAGGGCUGGUCUUUGUGACUAACAUUGCGAGCGCUAAGUUUUGAAAUUGAAAGUUGUCACUAAGGUUCUUUGAUGGCUGGCCUUACAUAUGGAUUUUUAUAUUGUUCUUUGUGGGUGAAAACCAAUUUUUUACUUUUUACUUGAUUUGCAACCGUUUAUUUUCAUCAUUGAAUAAUCUGAUUAUUAUCUUGAGCAUUUGUUUUGUCUGUAAAAUAUCAGAAAGUAGUAAUAAAUGCCCAUUAUAAUUC
This is a messenger RNA of Seriola aureovittata, 3721 nucleotides long. It is a transcript of the gene smu1a, whose product is annotated as SMU1 DNA replication regulator and spliceosomal factor a. Gene Ontology annotation, cellular component: precatalytic spliceosome. Lineage: Eukaryota; Metazoa; Chordata; Actinopteri; Carangiformes; Carangidae. Gene Ontology annotation, molecular function: protein binding. The transcript has 12 exons. The record is from RefSeq and is a predicted model, not a curated record. Bases 72 to 1613 code for a protein of 513 amino acids. Gene Ontology annotation, biological process: mRNA splicing, via spliceosome.